CGUUGCUUACCAACUUUCUUGAUCCUAGGCACCGGAAAUUGCCUGUUGGUGCCCCCUUCUCCUAGCAAAACGAUGUGUGAUUGCUGGCGAUAACAAGCAGCUGGGACCAACCGUUGUCUCUGACAUAGCAGUUUCGAAAGGCUUUGGUGGUAGCUUGAUGGACCGACUGAUGAAGCAGUUCGACCCAUCGAACUUUGUCAAAUUGCUUACUCUUCAGUACCGAAUGCAUGAAACCAUUAUGAACUGGUCUUCAAAUGCCUUCUACGAUGGAAAGCUAGUCGCGUACAAAUCAAACCGACAGCAUUUGCUAAGUGAUUUGCCGGACGUGCUUGAUUAUCCAGAAUUGGAUGCGCCAAUGUGGUUCAUUAAUACGGCAGAUUGUGACAUGUGCGAAACAGAAUCUGGGGAAGAUUCUUCAAAGGCGAACGCGGGUGCUUAUUUUUUUCAUAUCAUCAAAGAUAUCCAUGCUUUGCACUUCUUUUCUGCUUAUGCAUUUUAG
Molecule: messenger RNA, 499 nt
Organism: Soboliphyme baturini
Lineage: Eukaryota; Metazoa; Nematoda; Enoplea; Dioctophymatida; Soboliphymatidae
Source: the annotation of a GenBank genome assembly